AAUACUUGAUUAUUGCUUACAUAAUUGUAUUAAGAUUGUCAGUCAGAGAUUCCUACUAUAACCAGCUGGUUGAAUCAUGUAUCAUUACUACAAGUAUGUCCGAAUUCAAAAUCCUUUCUCUGAAAAUAACCAACAUUUUUACACAUUACUAAGCACAAGAAUGCCAUCAUCUCUUUCUCGAGCCCCCCUACCUUAACAACCCUCCCCCUAUCUGUCUCAUUCUGAUUCCCUUCCUCUACAUUUCAUACAUAGAAAUUAGAGAACUAGUCAUUUUUCACUCUCUUCAUUUUUAACCGGUUAUUUUGGAGCCCAAAAGGGUAAAACACGGACAAUAAUAACCAAAAUACUUCUUUCUCAUCAUUCUGUUUGCAGAAGAAAAAAGGUAAAAACAAAACAAAGUAUGCUUUCCCCUUCUCAGGUUUUCUCCUCCCAUCUCUUCUGAGUGUGUGAAAACUCUCCUUUUCAGCAAGACUCCCACCUUUAUCUCUCUGUGCCUGUGAGAGCAACUCCAUUUUUUGCAACUUUUGUCCUGAGGUUUCGGAAAUAGGCAACGAAAAAUGGCUAAACGGGUCGCAUUCUGUAAAGCCAACUCUGUUUUUUCUGGGGGACAAAAAAUCCCUCUUUAACUGUCCAGGUAAGAAAUGGGAUGUUCUAUAGCUUAAAAUCACUUGUAAAAAGGUCGUGUUUUUCUCCAUUAAAGUUGAAGCGAAAAUUUGAAUCUUUUCAUAACCCCAGCACUUUUCAGCUCUACAUGUCUCCAAGAAACCACCUUUCUCUAUGUUCUAGACCUUUUUAGAGCAGAAACAAACAUCUAUCUCGUUUAGGAGAGUAAAAGGAAACAUGGGUUGUGUUGCUUCAAGAUUAGAACAAGAAGAAGAAGUGGUUUCCAUAUGUAGAGAAAGGAAAAACCAACUCAAAUUAGCCGUGGAGAGAAGAUAUGCUCUUGCAGAUGCACAUUACAGAUAUUGUCAAUCCUUGUUUGGAGUCUCAGCAGCCAUAAAUCUCUUCGUUGCUCGCCAUUCUUCACCCCCUUCACCAUUUUACAUAACAUUUCCACCACCUUCUCCCCCAAAGGAAAAUGUGGUUUCAAACCCUUUAUUUCUUCAGCAAACGCCGUCUGAACCAACUAAAGAAGCCAUUGCUUGUGAGCCAUGCAGUCCUUCUACAAGUUCAAUCUCUUCCGAGGAAGAGUGUGAGGAGAAGAAUGAGAACGAGAAAGAAGAAGAACAAGUUUGUGGAUAUUUCUACAUGGAUAUGCCUCAGGCAAUGCCCUCACCCCAGAGGGACUUUGGGUGGGAUUUCUUUAACCCUUUCAAUAGCGUGACAAGGCCAGAAAUAAUUAAUACUUAUAAUAGGCUUUCUGAGGAGGAUUUAAGGGUUGUGAGGGAGCAAGAAGGAAUCCCAGAGCUUGAAGAUGAAGAAGGGGAAGGAGGAUUGGAGGAAGAGAGAAAUGCUGUGGUGAAAAAAGAAGCACUUAUUGAAGAGGAGAAGCAGCAUGGGGUUGAAGUUGUUAAUGCAGUGGAGAGUGGUAACGUGAGCCAGGGGGAGCAGCAAGUAGAGAAGGGGCUGACUGUUAUUGAUACACCAGUUAGAGGGAGAGAACUGUUGGAGGCUUUAAAAGACAUUGAAGACCAUUUUAUCAGGGCUUAUGAUUCUGGAAAGGAUGUUUCCAGGAUGCUAGAGUGCAACAGGGUGCAUGUACAGUCUAAUCUGGAGGAAAUAAAAGAAAGCUCAACAAAAUUGAUCCAAGCAAUCACAUGGCGGUCUACUUCCCGUUCAUCAUCAUGUAAGAGUUUGGUAGCAACUGGUCCUAAAAGCUCUUCCACAUGGAAAGAAUUUAACAACGAUUUGUUUGAUGAUUAUGGAGGAAUGGCUUCCGGAAGCCACUCGUUAACGUUGGGAAGGCUGUAUGCCUGGGAAAAGAAACUCUACGAAGAAGUCAAGGACGGAGAUAGCAUCCGAAGAAUUUAUGAAAGGAAAUGCAAUCACCUCAGAAAUCAAGAUGUUAGAGGAGACGAAGGACUCUCAGUGGACAAAACAAGAGCAGCGGUCAAAGAUCUGUACAGCAGGAUUCUUGUGGCAAUUCGCAGUGCUGAAACAAUUUCAAACCAAAUUGAUAAAUUGAGAGAUGAAGAACUAGAGCCGCAAAUAAGGGAAUUACUUCAAGGUAUGAUGGGAACCUGGAAAAUUAUGUCGGAGUCUCAUGAAAUCCAGAACAAGAUUAUAUUUGAAGUGAAAACUUUUACCUGCCCAUCUUACGGAAAAUUCUGCAAUGAAUCUCACCAGCUUGCAACACUACAGCUGGAAACAGAGCUUGUGAACUGGCGUGCGUGUUUCAUAGAGUACAUUGCAGCUCAAAAGGGUUAUAUUGACGCCCUUCAUGGAUGGCUGUCAAAAUUUGUUGCACCUGAAGUUGAAUUUUACUCCAGGGGCAGGAAUUCUGCUCCCCCAUCUCAAUCAAAUGGCCCUCCACUUCUCAAAGUCUGCCAUGAUUGGUUGGAUUCCAUGAACAAGUUACCAGAUAAGGCAGUUUCAUUCGCAAUAAAGAGCUGCGCAAAGGAUGUUAGAGCUUUAUGGCUUCAGCAAGGAGUGGAACAACAACAAAAGAGGAAAGUUGACAGUCUUUCCAAAGAACUAGAUAAAAAGAUAAUAGCCUUCCAGAAAGCUGAUAACAGGAUCUCUGAGUUCAGGCUGACAGAAAAAAAUGCAGCGCUGGAGUUGGAUCAUCAGGCUCAAUCUUUGGUGGAGCGCAAGGACAUGCUGGAAAAUUUCCGAAAAAGGGUUGAUUUUGAGAAGGAGAAACACCACAACUGCAUGCAAGAAACUGAGAGGAUCACCUUAAAUGGUUUCCAGGCAGGGUUUUGCAGGGUAUUCGAGUCUAUGACAGAAUUCUCGCGGGCAGCUCUGAAAAUGUAUAAUGAUCUCAGCACUAUUCAGAAUGCUGAAGAAGUUGGGAAACCACCAUCUUGUAUAGAGGGUUCACAAGUUGAAGAAAAUUUUAGAAGAUGACAUAAAAAGUCCUUAGGUAGGUGUUCAUCUUUUAGGAUCUGAGUUUUUAAAAUGUUCAUGCAUUAGAUUGUGUCGAAGCAACUCGCUGAGACAUUGUUUGUUUAUGGAUCUUUUCUGUCAGUAGCAGAUGCUUGCAUUUGCCCAUAUCUUUGCUUCUCCAAGUGGCUUCCUGUUAUAAAAUCUUCUCUCAACAUCAAAGCUUCAGGAAUCAAUGGGUCAAAGUACAGCCUGAUCAACAUUUCUAUUUUCUUAUUUCUCAUAAGUUUUAUGGCCAAUGUAGCUGCUCUUGAAAGACCAAAUUACGAUGCCAAAGAUGAUGAGUUCAAAGAAUAAGGAAAUGCCAAUUUCCAAACAUCGCCAGCAGAGUUACAACUUCAAACAAUGAGUUAACAUUCAAUGCAUAGAUAACAUUUGACAAGAAAUGUAUUUACUGAUAUAGGUUCUAAAACAUCACAUUUGUACAAUGUAGAUAUGAUACAAUACACAUCCUAGAUAAGCGUUGUGGACUGUUGCAAUUAAAUCCCACUAGAAUUUAUCCUCAUUCUAUCUCAAGUACAAGGAGACUAAAAAUUGUGAGAAGAGUAUAAAUUCGCUCACAACUGUAGCCGGAGUGUU
Messenger RNA from Sesamum indicum (sesame), 3624 nucleotides. Its product is annotated as protein ALTERED PHOSPHATE STARVATION RESPONSE 1. NCBI's taxonomy places the organism in Eukaryota, Viridiplantae, Streptophyta, Magnoliopsida, Lamiales, Pedaliaceae. The record is from RefSeq and is a predicted model, not a curated record.